Messenger RNA from Mesocricetus auratus (golden hamster), 2706 nucleotides. It is a transcript of the gene Kcnk15, whose product is annotated as potassium two pore domain channel subfamily K member 15. The transcript has 2 exons. The record is from RefSeq and is a predicted model, not a curated record. Gene Ontology annotation, biological process: potassium ion transmembrane transport; stabilization of membrane potential. Gene Ontology annotation, molecular function: potassium ion leak channel activity. NCBI's taxonomy places the organism in Eukaryota, Metazoa, Chordata, Mammalia, Rodentia, Cricetidae. The coding region runs from base 143 to 1357 and encodes 404 amino acids. Gene Ontology annotation, cellular component: membrane.
CAAGCGCUCUUUUUAUCCUUUAUCACACCUGUCUUACCUUAUCUUUUUUCUCAUUUAUCAUCCCUCCCUGCUUGCUGGCAUAUCCGUUCUACUCUCACAGAGAGUGGUGGGCACCAGAGGGCGCUUGGUAAACAUUUCCUAGAUGAUAGACGGAAGGAAGGAAAAAGUGACUAGCCCGCAAGUCCUAGGGCGAGCUCGGGAUGGAGGCGGGCCCUCUGCACACCGGGCCGGGCCUCUGCACCAGAUGUUCCGGCAGGAACCUGUCUUAGCUAGGACGGUGGAAGCAGCGGGAGAACUCAGAAUCUGCCCUCCGCUGUACGCCGGGCGCGGAGGGAUGGAGCUGGCACCGUCGGGGUGCACGGACACCGCGACUCGGAGCCCGCGAGACGCGAUGAGGAAGCAGAGCGCGCGCACCGCCGCGCUCAUCCUGUGCAUCUUGUCCUACCUGCUGGUGGGCGCCGCGGUCUUCGAUGCACUGGAGUCCGAGGCCGAGCGUAACCGGCAGCGGCUGCUGGCCCGGAAGCGAGGCGAGUUCCGCCGAAAGUACGGCUUCUCUGCCGACGACUACCGGGAACUGGAGCGCUUGGCGCUGCAGGCAGAGCCGCACCGUGCCGGCCGCCAGUGGCGCUUCGCAGGCUCCUUUUACUUCGCCAUCACGGUCAUCACCACCAUCGGGUAUGGCCAUGUUGCGCCAGGCACUGACUCCGGUAAGGUCUUCUGCAUGUUCUAUGCACUCCUGGGCAUCCCGCUGACACUGGUCACCUUCCAGAGCCUGGGCGAGCGUCUAAACGCGCUGAUGAGGUGUCUGCUGAUGGCGACCAAGCGCUGCCUGGGUCUGCAGCGGCCGCACGUGUCCUCAGAGAACAUGGUGGUGGCUGGGCUGCUGCUGUGCGCAGCCACCCUGGCCCUAGGCGCUGCUGCCUUUGCGCAUUUCGAGGGCUGGACCUUCUUCCACGCCUACUACUACUGCUUCAUCACCCUCACCACUAUCGGCUUCGGCGACUUCGUGGCGCUGCAGAGAGACGAGGCGCUGCAGAGGAAGCCACCUUACGUGGCCUUCAGCUUCCUCUACAUCCUGCUGGGGCUCACAGUCAUUGGUGCCUUCCUCAACCUGGUGGUCCUGCGCUUUCUCGCUAGUGCUGACGCCCCUGAGCGCUCUGUCCGCCGCACCAGCGCAUUUCGCAAGGGGGCGCUCGAGAGCCGCAUCAGUGGGGCAGCCUCCAUCUCUCAUGGCAUCCAUCAGCUGGAGACCUGGGCAUGUGACAACCCGGCCUUCUCACCUCCCUUGAGUCCGGAAGCCCUGCCCCACUGUCACAGCAGCCCAGAGAGAUGCCGAACACGGAGGAAGUCCAUCUGACAGUCCUACCCACCCGGGUCGGGCCUGGCCAAUAUCUAGCCCCGUCUGCUAGCAAACCUACCUUUCCUGCCGCUUGGAGGGGGUUGAGGCUCCCAUUACAAUCUGUGGAUCAUCCCUUCUAGAAAUACAUGACUGCUGCACUAAAAGCACAAGCCGACUCUACAGUCACCCUGGAAGUGUAAACUGUUUAGUCGAGUCUUGUAGAAAAUGCGGCCUUCAGCCCCUAGGAAGGGUGACACCAGGUCAUCCCCUCAAAGGAUGACAAGUGGCUAGCUCCUGCUCUGAAGAGGACACAAGAUGUCUUGCAGGGGAAAGGCAUUAUUUUAAACACUAGAAUUCUCCCCGUGAGACUGGAUACUCAUGCUAAAAGCAUGAAAUAGAGACAGGCUGAAGGUAGUUUAUGACUCACAGUGGGCAAUUUCUGCACCAUACAGACGGCAUUCCCUUUGCUCUGCAUGAAGGGUGAGAUCAGCCUGUGUGCAAAUGGCUGCCUCCACUGUCAAGCAGAGCCUUGUCCCUGGCUAGCCCCCUUUGGAUGAAGGGGAUGACCCCCCCCACUUAUCACUACCUACAGCAGCUCAGUGGUGUGGGACAAGUUUCAUUCUGGGUCCCACCAAUCACCAGCAACAUGUCAUUGGGAUUUCAUAUCACUUUCCUGGACCCCAGCUCCUGUCAGUGAACCAGAGUUCAUUUGCAGACCCUACUUCACUUGGGCACCUGUGGGAGAGCUUCCUGAUGCUAGCUUCUGCCCAUAGAGGGUGUUAACAAGCCCAUGGCGGGGCAUCUUGGCAUCCUAGAGCGCUCAGUCCUGAAAACACGUGCCCCUUAUCUUCCCAGGUGGAACUGUCCUGAUGCAAAACAAGAGCAAAGCCAGGGUAGAAAAGCCAAAAACUUUAAUUUCCAACAUGAGCUAUGUGGUCAUGAACACAAUGCAAUGUGACCCACUCCAACUCAGAGACCCCUAAAGCCCUCCCUCCCCAAAGGACCAGGCUGUUCCUGCUCCCCAAGAGGGCACAGGGAAGGUGUGUAAAUGGAGGGAGGCUCCCAGCCCAAGGACGCUGGAGUCCCACCUUCCUGCCACCUUGCCGGAGGAUGCCAGGUAACACCUAUGUCAGCGUCUAGCCUCUACCCAGCCACACAGGUUCUCUUACUGAGAUGAAAAAUCCUUGGGGCUUGUCAGGUAAGCUCCUGGAAACGCUCCGCCCACCAAGGUCCUGUUCUACAGAUGCAGGUCCUCUUGGAGGGCCAAGAGAGCCAUUGCAAGGGACAGGAAGGGGGUCCGAGGCUCUGGGCCCGGUGUAGUGCUGUUGCUCAAUAAAUAAAUGCAGGUGUCCUUGCCUGGUGCAACA